Molecule: messenger RNA, 1243 nt
Organism: Myzus persicae (green peach aphid)
Lineage: Eukaryota; Metazoa; Arthropoda; Insecta; Hemiptera; Aphididae
Exons: 2
Coding region: 168-869 (233 amino acids)
Source: RefSeq, a predicted model, not a curated record
UCGGACCGAUGUCGCUCAUAUUAUUGUCGUUCCCGAUUUCGUUAAACGCAAUUCACGCGAUUCUUAUAUCGGUUGGUAACUGGUAGGUACCUUUUAUAUUAUUAUUGUGCGGUACAUGUAGACGUUUAAUCUCCACCGGGGGUUGUGCUUCACAACGAUUUUCAAACAUGAAACGAUUUUACGCGUUUUUGAUGUUCGUCCCGAUCACUGCAGGACUCAUGCUGUUGUGGCCGGUGGACAAGGUGGUUGGUACCGACGCCACUACCCCGCCGACGGUUGAAGCCACCGUCUCCUCGGCUGUGGCCACCGCCUCUUCGGCCAUCGCCACCGCCUCUUCUGCCAUCGCCACCGCCUCGUCGGCUAUCGCCACCGCGUCUUCGGCCAUCGCCACCGCUUCAUCCGUCAUUGGCACUGACCCAUCGGCCACCGCAGUGGACAGGAUCGCUUGCGACGACGAUACAACCGAACUGUGCGACACCACCGCUGACACAUCCACUACCACCACUACCACCACUUCCACAGUCACUUCCGGUGUCACUUCCGCCAUUGUAGGCGACGGUGACGAUUGUAGCAAGGUCGCGUCUGCUCUGAGACUAGGACACGGUGCUGACGACUCACCGGCGCUGCAAGUCGAUGACAACCGUGGUGGGACAGGUCGAAGUCUGGACAUCGUGGGUCCUCGCCGUCGAGCCGACGGAUUCAACCGAAUAGUUGUCCGACCGAGGACCAUCGGCUUGAAGAUGUUUGAAAAAAUCAUGCUGACCGCCGUGAGCAUGUUUUUCGAAAAACUCGAAUUGGCCGUGUACUUGUCGCUGUACAAACUCAAACUGCUCUACACCACGUUGAUAGCGCCGGUGUUGGGAAUAUAGUUUUUAGCCGGUAGUGUUUUUUUUUUUUUUUUUACUCCCUUUAGGAUCAUUGAUAAUAAUGAUAAUUAAGUGUAAUAUGAUGUUUUACUUGACAAUAUAAUAUGGGAUCAUAUAUUAAGUAUUACAAUUUGGACCCGGAUUCAAAUGCAACACCUGAGUGCUUUUUAAAAAUGCACUAAAAAAUGGAUGUAUUAUAAAAAAAAACCAGCAUUCUAGCUUACCUUGGUUGAUUUAUCUGUUUUUAAAUAUACCUUAAUAUUUUGAAUCUCUACGCUGUCUAUUUUAUUAAUUUUUCUUAACAUAAUAUCAGAAAAAAAUACUCUGCGUUAACGUUUGAACGCCGCUGUAACAUUGUAUGAUAUAAAAAACUGAUC